CUCAUUGGUGGGCUGUCCAGCCAAUCAAAGUGUAACCCGGAGAUGACGUAUGGACGCCAAGAUGGCGUCAGAUUCAAACGUCUCUCUGAGUUUAUAAAAGUUAAUUUAACGUCUCAUGAAUAUUAAUUAAUAUUAAUCAGCUCGAGGCUCUGUCGCUCAUUAACGUGUUUAAUAACGAACACGUUCAUGUUGAAUAUUGACUGUGAACCGUCGGCUGGCAACGCAACACCAGCAACCAGGCAACCGGCAACCAAGCAACCGGCCAGGCAACCGGCGUCCCCCCGGUACAACAGCAGCCACAGCCCGCAGACAGUCACCGUGAGCGGCUAACGGCAGCAGACAGGCCGGAGCUAUGCAGACACAAGCAGCGGAGCGGAGGACACAGCAUGGCCGGGGAAGGCGUCCCGACAGCGGGCAGGACCGAGCAGAGCAGCGGGGGAAACAACCGAGAGCCGCGGGAAGCUGUGCGAGAAGAUCCGAGCAGGAGACGGCAAGGUGGGCGGAGACAGUUGUCACCAGGCAACAGAGACACCAUCAGACAGGAAGAGGAGGAGACGAGGAGGAGGAGCCAGAGAGAGGACGGAGGAGGAGCAGGAGCCGCGGUGAUGCAGGAGGGAGGAGCAGGAGGGCGGCGUCUGAAGGGGUGGAGCAGUCGGAGAGGCUCAGGUGGAGACUCCAUCAGCUGGAGAGGGAGAGACUGGAGCUGACGUCCAACCACAACCAGGAGCUGUGCCGGCUGCAGGCGGAGCUGACCCGGCUGAGGGCCUCGGUGGAGCGAGGAGAAGCUCAGCGGGUGGAGCUGCAGUACCAGCUCACGGUGAGCCGGAGAGACGCCGAACGAGCUUCUGAGCUCAGCAGAGACAAACACAAGCUGACAGAGCGAGGGGCGGAGCUCCAGCAGACGGUGGAGGAGCUGCAGAAAGCUCUGAACAUCACCCGGCAAGCCAGGGAGGAGGACCAGCAUGCUUUGCAGCAGGAGGUGGAGGAGCGCGACAAGCUGAUUCAGAGCUUCAGCUCGGAGAACCAACGACUGCACCUCCUGCUGCAGGACCAGGAGGAGGCUCUGGAGGAGUCUGAGAGGAGGAUGAUGGAGCUGCAGAGGGAGAGAGAGAAGGAGGCCGAGGUGAACAGACGACAAGCCAACGAGAUGAAGUACCUGACGGAGAGAGAGGAGACGAGCAGGAGGGAGAAGGAGCUCUCUGAUCAGAGGGUGAAGUGUUUGGAGUCGAGUGUGGAGGUGGAGCGAGCCGCUCACCUGGAGUCAAAGUUCAACUCUGAGAUCGUCCAGUUGCGUGUUCGGGACCUGGAGGCGGCACUGGCGGUGGAGCGGUCCGUUCAGCAGGAGGCGCAGUGCAGCGCGGAGCUGCUGAGAGAGAGGAGCGACGCCACUGAGCGCGCUCUGCAGCGGCUGCAGGCGGAGUCCGACCAGCUGAGCGUCGCCUUGGAGACGGAGAGGAAGAUGACCUCUGACCUCACAGGAAGUCUGGACGAUGAGAAGAGACGCCACGCCGACACACACACACUGCUGGAGCAGGUAACUCAGAGACAGUCUGCUGCAGAGGACGCCAUCAGAGACAUACUGCAGCUACACACAGGUGCUUGUCCUCAAGCAAAGGAUUAUGGGAGUCCUCCUGAUGUUGUGCAGCUGUUGAAGACGACUCUGAACACCUGGAGACAUAGAUUGGAGGCCACUGACACACAGCUCCAGGAUCUGCUGUGUGUGUCAGAGCGGCUGCAGGUGGAGAACACGACGCUCCGUCAGCUGACCUCAGAUCAGAGCACACAGCUGCAGGAAGAACGACAACUGACCGCCAGGCUGGAGGAGGAAGUGACACGCCUUCGCCAGGAGAGCACCGAUUGGUCGACACAGAGCCGAGGACUGAAGGCGGAGCUGGAGAGGGAGCGGGAGAGAGAGAAGGAGAGGAGGGAGAGAGAGGAGGAGAGGGAGAGAGAGAAGGAGGAGAGGGAGAGAGAGAAGGAGAGGAGGGGGAGAGAGAAGGAGGAGAGGGAGAGAGAGGAGGAGAGGGAGAGAGAGAAGGAGAGGGAGAGAGAGAAGGAGGAGAGGACAGCAGAAGUGGAGAAGAUGGCCGAACGCCACCAGAGAAAGUCGGAGGCCCAGCUGUCCUUCCUCUACUGCAUUUACCAGCGCCUGCUGGCUGGCUGCGUCCUCCUCCAUCAACCCCAGAGCAUCAUGGGUAAUUUCACCUGGGAGGAGCUGUGUGAUGUCAUCAGCGAACACCUUGAUCAGCUGACCUCCGACCUCCAGAAGGCCAACAACAAGAUCGCCCACCUGCAGAGUGUGUGUGACAAGAAGAGUGUGUGUGUGCGCAGGCUGCAGCACAGUCAGGAGUGUGUGUUGUCUCGUCUGGAGGAAAGCGUGAGGAGGAGGGAGGAGGCGUGGAGCAGCCGACACACACACACAGUGACACAGCUGCAGAACGAGCUGCAGGUGACACACACACACACACACACACACACAUACACACACACACACACUGUGACACAGCUGCAGAAUAAGUUGCAGGUGACGCACACACACACACACACACACACACACUGUGACACAGCUGCAGGUGACGCACACACACACACACUGUGACACACACACACACACACACACAAACUGUGACACAGCUG
Molecule: messenger RNA, 2637 nt
Organism: Larimichthys crocea (large yellow croaker)
Lineage: Eukaryota; Metazoa; Chordata; Actinopteri; Sciaenidae
Gene: ccdc171
Product: coiled-coil domain containing 171
Exons: 14
Coding region: 353-2599 (748 amino acids)
Source: RefSeq, a predicted model, not a curated record